UAUGUUCACAUAAUUAAAUAAGAAACUAACUUUAUCAUCCUCAUUCAAAACUGCUCCCAAUAUUGGACUAAUCAAAUAUUGGGGAAAGUGGAAUGAAAGAGAAAUCAUUCCAUUAAAUACAAAUAUUGGAGUAACUUUAAAUCCUAAUGAUAUAUUUACAACAACAACCUUAACAUUGAAUCCAGAAUCAAAUAAUAAUUAAUUACUUAUCAAUGGCAAAGAUUUUCCUAUUAGUAAUAGAAUUGAGAGACUCUUUGGUAUAUUCCGAGAAUAAAUACUAUAAUCUAAAUCAUUUUCAUCAAACAAAUACAAAAAUUCUCCAUCAGAUAAAUCAUUGGGUUAACUUAUUCCUGAUAUAGAAAAAUAUGGAAUUAAAGUUGAAUCAAAUAAUUCAUUUCCAACUGGCAGUGGAUUAGCAUCAUCAUCAUCUGGAUUAUCAGCAUUAGCAUUAUGUUUAUAGGAUAUUCUGAAGACAGAUAUAGAUGUACGAUAUUUGAGUAGAAUUGGAUCAGGAAGUGCAUGCAGAUGUUUGUAUGGAAAUUUUGUAUUAUUUCCAGGUGUUCAAUUACAAAAUUUAGAUAAAUCAGAUUAGUAAACAAUCAAUUUGGAAAGCAAAAGAUGUUUGCCAUAUGAAAUUGAAAGUAGUAGAUGGUUAAAAGAAAAAGUAUCAAUUGUGAUAUUAACUGAUACACAUUAAGGAUAAAAAGAUGUACUUUCAAAAGAUGGAAUGAAAUUGACAUGGGAAACUAGUAAGCUAAUUUAGGGAAGAGUUAGAGAAUAUGUUGAAUAACAUAUCAAAGAAUUAUAAUCAGCUUUAGAAAAACAAGAUUUUAAUAAGGUGAUGGAAAUAAUAAUUAGAGAUAGUAAUCAAUUUCAUGCUACUUGUAUGGAUACAUAUCCACCCUUAUUAUAUUUGAAUGAUUUUUCAAGACAAAUUAUUAAGAUGGUUCAUAUUUAUAAUAAGAAUGCAAAAAAUAUUGUUGGAUAUACAUUUGAUGCAGGUGCUCAUGCAGUAUUGUUAAUUCAUAAUGAUGAAUUAGUAUCUUUUAAGAAAUUCUUAUCAGAAGCAUGUAAAUGAACAUAAUAAUAUAUUAGAAAACCUAUUUACAAAAUCGAAGUACAUCAUACCAAGUUAAGAAUUUUGGACAUCUAUUGGGGAUGGUCCAAUCAAUUUGAAUUGAA
Messenger RNA from Paramecium pentaurelia, 1182 nucleotides. Lineage: Eukaryota; Ciliophora; Oligohymenophorea; Peniculida; Parameciidae. The record is from the annotation of a GenBank genome assembly.